AUGAAAGUUGAAGCUAGUGCACGUUCAAAUGAUCGUCGAGAAAAGGCUAAACACCCUCUUUAUUCAGGACAAUUUAUGAUAUCAAGUAUUGAUAAUGAUAAUAAACCAUUUGAUGUACCAUGUCCAUCACCAAUUUCAAAUGCAUGUGAACCAUUAGCAUCACAAGGUUUACCUAUUAUUAAUGAUACAGCACAAGCUGAAACAGAACGACGUACAGGAUUUAAUGGUCAAUUUCCUAGUCUAAUUUCUUUUCUACAUGUUAUUAAUACAACAUAUAGUUUAUUUAGUUAA
Molecule: messenger RNA, 291 nt
Organism: Rotaria sordida
Lineage: Eukaryota; Metazoa; Rotifera; Eurotatoria; Philodinida; Philodinidae
Source: the annotation of a GenBank genome assembly